This is a messenger RNA of Lolium rigidum, 1168 nucleotides long. RefSeq lists its product as uncharacterized. The record is from RefSeq and is a predicted model, not a curated record. Bases 241 to 804 code for a protein of 187 amino acids. Lineage: Eukaryota; Viridiplantae; Streptophyta; Magnoliopsida; Poales; Poaceae. The transcript is spliced from 4 exons.
UCGCGUCGCCUGCCUCCUCCCUUCCUCCCACUCCGAGACCGAGGAAGAAGAAGAAGAGCAUCUCACCUCGGAGCCAGAGAUGUGCGGCGGCGGCAGGCGCGCGAGGAGGUGCUGCUGUUGCUAGGGCUUCGGAUUUGGAAGAGCGGGCAAGGAGGAGGGAUCUGGCGGGAGGAGCAGAGGCGGAUCUGGCUGUUGAGGGGCGGAUCUGGUGGCGUCUCGCUGGUGGCUGCAGCGCAAGGCAUGGAGCACUACACCAUGAGGCUCGGCCCUGCCGCCGCCGCCGCCGCGCAGCAGCUCUCCUGGGGAGGGGAUCCGCCGUUGCCCGACCGAAGGUCGAGGUUCUGGCAGAUGGACUACGCCUCGCAGCAGCAGCAGCGCAUCGAGGUCAUAUGCCCACAGCCGCGCCGCCUGUCCCGCCCUCCGUUCCUCAUGGAGCCCGUCACCAGGGCUAGCGCCAAGCCCAACGGGACACUGCAAGUGUAUAGAGCAGACUCCGCCUCUGAUAUCCUUGAUCUCAUCCUCAGCAAGAAUGACCCUGAUGUUGAUACUGAUCCAGGCAGCCAGGUGACCUUUUUCUGUGGCUCGCCUCCUGUCCGCACUAACAACCCUGUUGUGAAUGAUCCGCAGUUUGGUAGGAACACACCUUCUUUUUCUCCUCUAGGGAGUAGCCCAUUCAGCAAGAUGCUCGGUGGAAGAGCUGAAGUAGGCUCUCCGUCUUGCGGGGCUAGUAGCAGUCCGAAAGUAAGGAUCGAAGGUUUCGCGUGCGGGAACAAAGAGACCCAGUGUGCAGUGACCUUUGCCUGAGCAAUUUGAUCAUAUCCCCAUUGACCCUAGCGCUAUUUUGCCACCUCAACCAACCUGUAAAUUUUCCGCCCUGAGGAUACAGCUGGUUACUUAAUUUUAAGUUAGUAGUACCUGUUGGAGUUGAGUCGUCAUGAGUUCGUGGUCUGCCCACCCUACUGGUUGUGUGGCUUUUGGAACUGCACAAUCGCAGCAGAGAGCUUCCGGAUGUACAUAAGAGAAGUGUCUCGUGAUCUGUUGUCUUUGUAUCUACAUCUUGUAAUGUGUUUUUAGCAAGUCAGGGUUCUGUGGGUGUGUGGUCAGUGUCUGUAAAUACCGUCCUGUCCUGCAUUCAGAUGCAUAAUGGAGUAACUAUUCUAUUCUAUUA